Bicyclus anynana (squinting bush brown) is the source of this 3850-nucleotide messenger RNA. RefSeq lists its product as uncharacterized. The coding region runs from base 455 to 2110 and encodes 551 amino acids. Lineage: Eukaryota; Metazoa; Arthropoda; Insecta; Lepidoptera; Nymphalidae. The record is from RefSeq and is a predicted model, not a curated record. The transcript is spliced from 6 exons.
CGUCGUUAAGACAAGACCUCUGUACAAAUUAUACAAAAUCUCAAUUAUAAAAAUAUAUUUAAUGAAUCAUAGAUACGUAAAUAUAUAGAUAUUAUUAAGCAAAGACUAAGAAUAUUUACACGAAGUGUUGUAAGUGAAAUAUUUUUUUGUGUAAAAAUAAUGCUUGAAAUUGUAAUCAAAAUAAAAUAAUAUAGUGCUAUGUAGUGUAACUAAAUAAGUAAAUCAACUUGAUUAUUAGCUUUAUUUCGUAGUGUAAAAUUAAGUGAAUACUUUUGAAAGGAAGAGGUUAAUAAUUUUAAAAUAAAAUAAUUUGAAGAACUUAUAGUGUUUUCCCAAGUUAAGUGAACUAUGUGAUGGCAAAAGGUGUUAAGAAGCCCAUUGACCUCGGCCGUUACGCUUAGUAACACACCCUAACAGGAACCAUGGUCUAGCGGACCCUCGUAAGAAAAAAAACAUGGAGUCGCCAAAAAUCGUUUACAAAUACUAUUCAAAUCCAGCGUUUUGUUCGCAAAGCGAGGUGGUUUUUGCCCAAAAGUCAUGUGUAACCAAAAUCGUAUCACCCGACCGGAGAAUGCCCCCCUUAGGGGGGAAUUCACCACGCAAGAUGGAAACCAACCGCAUAAUGAGAACCGAUAUAUCCGACAAUCCUCUAAGGAUUUUGCCCGGAAGGCGGGACGAACCGCCAGAAUUGCCGCCAAAACCACCGAAAUACCAGUUCCAUAGACAAGCGUCUAUGGUCUGCAAGCCGUCUCGCUCAGUCGUACGAUGUAGGACAAGGAGCGAGGAUUUAGAAAUGGCACAGUUCAGGCAAAGACAGCAAACCAAAUAUGACAGAAAUGCCGAAAGUGAUGACAAUUUAGAAGAUAGUAGAACUAGACAGAGGUACCAAAUACAAUAUGACAGAAGUAGAGACAGUGAAAUAGAAGAUAGGUUAAGGCAUAGAUACGAAAUAGAUAUAGAUGAUGGGGUGGACUAUUCUCCGACUAAGAAGAGGAUUAUAGAAGCAGAUGAGAGUGAAGUAGAAGAAUACAAUGUAGAUGGGCCAGAUGAGAAUGAGUUGAAGGAGAUACCGACGGAAAUUGUCAAGACGGUCAAUGGGAAGACCCAUAGGUACGCAAUAGUCCCAUCCGACGACGAGGACACCAGAAGGAACGUCACCUUCACAUCGCCACAGAUGAGUCAGAAGAACCUGAUAGCGACACAGAAGCUGCACGAGCUUCUGUCCACGCCACGCAAGUUGAAGAGCUACGCGAGCCAGCCUUCCGUGAGGAUCACCCCAAGUAAAGGGGAUAGUCCAAGAUAUCCUGGCACGCCUAUGAAGAUUAUAUCUAGCACACCGACUCAGGUUACUCCUUCGAAAUCUUGCGCAAACUUGACAUUAACCAGAAACAUGACCCCAGCCACAUCACCCAUUUCACCGAAAGCUCAGCAGAAGUUGAACUACGGCGUUUCAGACUUCGAUAGACAAGACGUAUUUGUGACGAGCUUCAGAGAUAAAAGAGAGAGGAGUUUCGAUAUGGACCGCAGGGAGAACAGUAGAGAAAGCAGGAGUGAAAGAAGACUGGAGCAGAGAAGGGAUAAGAACACAGCAGUUAUCAUGCCCAGGGUAGCGCCUCAAUCGCCGUCAGUAUACUCCGAGGAGACGUACAAGUCUUUCUCAAGUCUGAAGACGAAUGCCACGGCCGCUUCGCUCACCAUCGCUGCUCUCAUGCUGACGCUGUGUGGCGGCUUGACCACGGGCCUCAGCUUCUAUAUGAUGUAUACUAUGGGACGGCGAUAUUACUUAGACUUCGGAGUUCUGUCUGGUUUCACAUGCUUCUUGCUCGGUCUGCUGGGGUUCCGGUCCAGGAGGAACCAGUUGCUGCCCAACAGAAACUAUAUAUCAGGCUACAUAGUCUUGUCAUCGUUCUCGCUACUCAGCGCCUUCGGUCUGCUCCUGUUGCUGGUCAUCCAGCCGAAACCCGGAACAGCAUUGAACGACAUCACGUCUGGAGCAGUUUGCAGCAUCAGCAUACUGUCGCUGUGUCUGGCCUCAGUUGGUAUACUGGCCUCGUAUUGCUGCGCUAGGGAUCCUCCUGAUAACAGGGUUGGCACUGUUCGAUGGUACUGAACUAAAGAAGUCGACUUUGGUUUGUGGCAUUAUACAUAUAUGCGUUAAAGCAUACUCGUAGGUACAUGGUAACAUGGUUGGUACUGUUUGAUGGCACCCCAUACAUAUGUGAACGCAAUAGAAUUUCUAAAGCUAAUAUAAAAAUAGUUACAAAAGUAUCUACAUUUGGUAAAUUGGCCUCGUAUUGUUGUGCUAGGGAUUCUCCUGAUAACAGGGUUGGCACUGUUAGAUUGUACUAAAUCAAAAAAGUAUUAUCAACAGUGGUAUUAAACAUAAAUGUGUGAAAAUAGUGCACAGGUGCCCUGGUAGCACAGUUGGCACUGUUAUAUGGCACACCAUACAAGCGUGAAAGCAAAUGUUGUUUUUUAAAGCUAAUCUAAUAUUUAGUUACAAAAAUACCUGGAGUUGUCUGCAGCAUCAGCAUACUGUCACUGUGUAUGGCCUCAGUUGGUAUACUGGCCUCGUAAUGCUAGGAAUCCUCCUGUUAUCAGGGUUGGCACUGUUAGAUGGUACUAAAUUAAAUAAGUGAAUUUAUUAGGUAACAGUGAUAAUAAACAUAAAUGCGUGAAAGCAGUGCAUAGGUACCCUAGUAACACACGCACUUCAUAAAUGCAAAAAUGCAUUGCCUACUCUAAGCGCUCAGUACAAACCUAUAUUGAACCACAGAAUGGAAUACAUAUAUGGACAAGAAUUUUCCAAUUUUAGGUACUAAUAGUGCAUAUUAAAAACCUAAUAUGCACGCCACUGUCUGGUUGGAACUGUUAUAUGGCACCCCUUACAUGCGUGAAAUGCAUUUUUUUUUCAAUUAAACUAAUCAUAAUAACAAUAAUAACUGGAGUUGUCUGCAGCAUCAGCAUACUGUCACUGUAUCGGUCCUCAGUUGGUAUACUGGCCUCGUAUUGCUGUGCUAGGGAUCCUCCUGAUAAUAGGGUUGGCACUAUGAGAUGGUGCGGAUUUAAAUAAGUUUACAUAAUACCAAUGGCUUAAAAUUGAUGCGUGUAAGCAGUUUAUGGUAUUAAAUGAACUACUUUGGCAUCUACCUAACUAAUAUAAAUGCGAGAUCUACUCUAAAUUGAUGAGAUUAAGAUUAACUAUUUUAAUAUAAAUAGUAUAAAAUAUUUAAUUAAAAUAUUACAAGUAUAAAUAGAUAGAUACAAUCAGUAGCGUAACUAUACCAUCUGAGGCUCGUGGCGGAUUUAUAGGAUAAAAUCGUCACGCUUUUUUUUAAAUGUUAAAUUACUUCAGAGUUAAUGGCCUCGCGAGCUGGGCUGGGAUUUGUACAUAUGUUUUCUGUGGCUGGGAUUACUUUUUUGGACUUUUGUCGUAUGUUUUCUGUGCUUUUGUCCAAAAAAGUAAUCCCAUUAAAUAAAUAAUUUCUGUAGUGACUACCACUGACGGGAAGCCCCGGAUUAAGUGAGAUUGUGGAUUACAUUUUACAAAUUUUUGGUUUCACACAUAAGGGGCCUCUGUAGUCCGGAGGCCCCGUAUCAUUGAUACGGCUAAUGGGACGGUAGCUACGCCUCUGCCUGCCACCUUGUCACGCCACUGAAUACAGUGUUUUGUGUACCUAACUGUUUUAUAUACAUUUAUUAUGUGACCUAAGAUUAUUUAUAAGAAUGAAAUUGUAUUAAAAACUAAAAAACUACUCGUUUGUUUGUAUAAUUAAAAAUUGAAUAAUAUAAUGAACAUUAAUGUAUUUGUUUGAAUUUGGUAAUAAAUUUUAUAUUUGGAAUUAUAAAG